AAAUAUUUUAUUUCAUUGUUAUAGAAUUUAAAGAAAAAUGUCUAAAAGAAAACAAGUUAGUGCAGAGGAAAAGCGUAUUAGAAUGUUGAAUUUAUUUCAUGAAAAGAAAGAAUUUUACCAGCUCAAAGAAUUGGAAAAAAUUGCACCAAAAGAAAAACAAAUUAUAGUACAAGCAGUAAAAGAUGUAGUUCAAAAUUUGGUAGAUGACGGACUAGUGGAUACAGACAAAAUUGGAACAUCUGUAUAUUUUUGGUCUUUUCCAAGCAAGACAAAAAUUUCCAAGAAAAAUGCACUAGAUAAUGCCAAAAUGCAGUUGGACGAAUAUCAAAAAAAAUUAAAUAAAAACUUGGAAAUAAUUGAGAAAGAAAAAGUAGGAAAAGAUGUAACAAAUGAAAGGAAAACUCUUUUAGAUAAGAUUAAAGAUCUUGAAGAGGAAAAAUUGAAAUUGGAUAACGAAUUAAAAAAAUACCAAGAUUCCAACCCGGCAGAAUACGAACGUAUGAAGAAAAGUAUAGUGGUGGCUAAAGAAGCAGGUAAUCGUUGGACAGACAACGUAUUUUCAGUGAAGUCAUGGUGCAAGAGGAAAUUUUUCAUUGAAGACAGUAUCAUUGACAAACAGUUCGGAAUACCAUCAGACUUGGACUACCUAGAAUGAUGCGCACUCUGCAAGAGUUGAUGAACGUUACAGACGAUAAAGCGACAACAUUCAUCACAAAAAAAAAAAAACAUCUAAAUAUAAAUAACAAGAACAAAUAAACAUAACCUACGUAUCGUUAUCACAAACAGUUAUGAUAGUGAAGCAAAGUGAUUGUAAUUCGGUGUUGGAAUAACGGAUUAAAUAUUUAACUGUUUGGUCUUU
Sipha flava (yellow sugarcane aphid) is the source of this 859-nucleotide messenger RNA. RefSeq names its product meiotic nuclear division protein 1 homolog. Gene Ontology annotation, molecular function: double-stranded DNA binding. Gene Ontology annotation, biological process: reciprocal meiotic recombination. Gene Ontology annotation, cellular component: nucleus. NCBI's taxonomy places the organism in Eukaryota, Metazoa, Arthropoda, Insecta, Hemiptera, Aphididae. The record is from RefSeq and is a predicted model, not a curated record. The coding region runs from base 38 to 655 and encodes 205 amino acids. The transcript is spliced from 5 exons.